Messenger RNA from Asterias rubens (European starfish), 2714 nucleotides. RefSeq names its product kelch-like protein 24. The record is from RefSeq and is a predicted model, not a curated record. The coding region runs from base 494 to 2182 and encodes 562 amino acids. Gene Ontology annotation, molecular function: protein binding. The transcript has 3 exons. Lineage: Eukaryota; Metazoa; Echinodermata; Asteroidea; Forcipulatida; Asteriidae.
UGGCCGCUCUCAGCCAUAAACCGAUAAACAACAAUUCAAAUCAAACGGUACCCGCCGUGACGUUCUACUUUCAUGUGGCACUUUUAGAUGCAUGUCCAAAAGACCUACAUGUUAUGGCACAGCUGUGGGCGAAGGUAUACUAACCAUGGUAUUUUGUCUGAAUUAUUUACAAGCAUUUUGUGAAGAUUGUUUUGUGCACAUUUUUUAGAGGAUGCCAUUCGCUCUGCUGAUGUUGAUUUUGUAUCAUCCUGUUGCUGACAAUACUGGGCGGGUGAGUUGGAGAUUGAGAGAGAACUAAUUGCCUUUAACUUAUCGCUUUAAACUUGAGUUGUCCGUGACACUGGGCCUACAUGUUAAUAACACCAUUCAAACUCAUUGAUGUGACAACGACUUCCGUCUGCACUGGCAGUGGUAGGCAACCGGAACCUUCAUCAGGCACAUCGCCUUCAAAAACAACUUGCUUUUGGGUUUGAGUUCAUAGCUUGAAAUCACCAUGCGAUCAACGACUGCCGAAACCCUAGCUGAAAGCAGUGUAGAGCUACACCAUGCUUCACAUCCUGAGAUGAUGUUGAGCUCACUGCAAAUCCUUAGAAAAGACCGACAAUUUACGGACGUCAUCUUGCGAGUGGGCGGAGAGGAUUUCCACUGUCACCGUAACAUCCUCACAGCGUCCAGUGCUUACUUCAAGAGUAUGUUCUCAAAUGAUAUGAAGGAGCGGAGAGAAGACAUUGUUGAGAUCAAAGGGGUCUCGGCAAUCAGUAUGGAGUUGAUCUUAGACUAUGUGUACACGGCAAUAGUUACCAUAACUGCAGACAACGUACAGGGACUCCUGGGCGCAGCAGAUCUACUUCAACUCACACUAGUGCGCCUCGCCUCUCAGAAUUUCCUCGAAACGCAGAUCCAUGCUUCAAACUGCUUAGGGAUACACCUUUUGGCCGAGCAACAUUCAUGCACAGAGCUGUCGCAGAAGGCAUGGUCGUUCGCUCUGCAGAAUUUUCCCCGGGUGUGUUCACACGGAGAGAUUCUCGAGCAGUCCCCGGAGAUGUUGGUGAAGUAUUUCUCAAGUGACGAACUUGUAGUAGAUUCAGAGACGGAUGUGUGUGAGACCAUACUAAACUGGGUUUUAGUCGACUUGCAGGAACGGAAGCACCAACUACACGUUUUGUUGACCCAUCUCCGGACCCAUCUUUUGCCGAGAAAAUAUCUCACGGAGAAAGUGGUGAAAAACGAGCUGAUAUCGUCGCUCGUUGAUACCAACAAACUCUUGAGUUCGUCGUACGGAGGAAGCGAAAUAUUCGUCUCUCGUAAGCCGGGCCGCCGUCGCACCCGCUCCCGUAAAGUGAUCGUUGUGGUCGGCGGGGUUGGACCCGCUAACAUCAAACUCAGAGAACUCAAAUAUUACGACCCUGCCGACCGCAAAUGGGGCACUCUUGCCCAGCUGCCUUCUUCUGCCGAUUCCGUGAGCGGGGUCGACGUGGUGGACAACGACAUUUACGUGACGGGGUUCAGGGGCGAUGUGUCGGCGUUCAGAACGACGAGCGGCCGGUGGGACGUCGUGUCAACCUCGGAGAUUGAUGCUGGGUCUAGGCAGAGGAGAGGCUCUGCGGUGCAAGGAGGCUUUGUGUACCUCAUUGGAGGUUACGAUGGGUCUGUCAGACUGGCAAGGGUGGAUAGAUUCAACACUAGAACCAAACAGUGGGAAACGGUUACACCCCUCCCGGAUGCAGUGAGCUCGCCUGCCGCAGCCACCUACGGCGGACGGAUCUACGUCUUCGGCGGUGCGCUCUCCAACGAGAUCGCUACCGACCGGGUCCGAUGUUACGACCCGGAAACCAACGAGUGGUUCCCCAGAGCACCGAUGCCUCACGCCCUCUCAGGCAUCGCAGCAACGGUGAUGGGUGACAAGAUCUACAUCGUUGGCUGCCUCUCACAGAUCGUGCAUCGCUACGAUCCGCUGAAAGACUCGUGGAGCCAGGUGACCAGUAUGCGACGCACGAGGGCGCUGUGUUCUGCUGCCGUAUGUGAUGACAAGUUGUACGUCACUGGCGGAGAGGAUCAGCCGAAUAGCCUGACGGACACAAUGGAGUGUUUUGAUCCCGUGACUAAUAGAUGGGCUCCAUGCUAUGGUCUGCCGUACCCGCUCAAGCUACACAGUUGCGUCACAAUCAUUAAAAGACUCUAAGGACAAUAACGCCAAUUAAUUAAUUUUUUAAUUUUUACAAUCGAUGUGACACAGCAUUUUGUUAAACGACCCUCCACAAGACAUUACAUAAUCCUGGCUGUGAAACAAAUAAGAGGAUCUAAUAAGUGAAAUAGGCUUAGUGCUCAAAGACGCACAAAGGCCCGCAGACCGGGACCCAAACCCACACUCAUGCGACCAGAAACACGAAGGCCACGAACCCGGCACGGUCACGAUGGACACGCAAAAACUGCUAAGUUUUAGGUGACCACUCGGAGAUCUACCCAAAAUCGCGAAAACAAAACAAAACAAAACGUGAACAAAGUUUUUAUCAGCUUUGCCAAUGCUGUAGCAACAACUGAUGUAUUUUAAACAGAUUUUAAACAUUAUUUUUUUCAUGUUUAACUUACAAUUUUUUUUGUAUUGUUUAUUAUUUUGGACAUAGGUGGGCUUAUUAAACCUUUUGACAAUAAACAUUAAUUGCUAGAAUACCAUGAUUAAUCUAUAUUAAACUGUUUCUUGAACGGAAAGUGUA